Molecule: messenger RNA, 2961 nt
Organism: Anopheles cruzii
Lineage: Eukaryota; Metazoa; Arthropoda; Insecta; Diptera; Culicidae
Gene: Setx
Exons: 9
Coding region: 1-2934 (977 amino acids)
Biological process (GO): termination of RNA polymerase II transcription
Cellular component (GO): nuclear body
Molecular function (GO): helicase activity; protein binding; transcription termination site sequence-specific DNA binding
Source: RefSeq, a predicted model, not a curated record
AUGAGCAACAGCGAUAACAGCAACAAUGAAUCGGCUUGGUUUUUACGCCGACUCCACCAGACAGAAUUCCGGACCAUAGAAAUUCCGAGGGAGGGACCCAUUAAAUUUAUGCGCGAUAAUCCGAUGUCAUGUAUUCACUUAAAUUCGGUGGAUUACCGGCAUGUUUCGCGAACGCACUGCACAGUGGAGUGUGUUAAUGGGCAGCUGGUGAUAACUGACGAUUCGUCAUCGACAGGGACACACAUAAAUGGUCAGAAGAUAUUGAACAAAAAAAACCGCGGCACUGAGAUUCUAAAGGAGGGCGACGUGAUUGGCAUUGGCUGCCCGGCAAUGUACGACGAUUCCUACUACCAAAUCCAAAAACAUGCGUUGUUGUUUCGGGUUUGUCGCCACAGACCACGAGUCCCAACAGUAAAAACGGAGGACAAUGUAAUAGUCAUCAGUGAUGACGAGAGCUUGGGUGAAACAACAAACGGCAUGUCACCGUCAUCGGCUGCACCGACCACACUCGAGCAGAAAGUAGAGCAGUGUGAGCCACCGGAUAAACCCUUUCUUCCGCCGCUCUUACAUGCUAACGAAGAAACCGGUUCAAGGUCUCCGAACAAGGUUGAACUUCCGUAUCAGAGCGACAGUGAGAUAAACGAUGUCGAAUUGCCACCGUUGCACCGAAUACCGGACUCUCCUGUGCAUGAGAACAGCGAGGACUCGACCGUUAUCGUGUUGGAUGAUGACGAGUACACUGACCAGCACUAUUCGCAGAUGGUGUUGGAAAACAUCAAGACCGAAAGUGUAGAUGUACCAGACGAAGGACAAGAUGCCAACGAUUGUCCGGAUGUUUUGCUGUCGGAAAGAAGUGUGCUUGAUGUAUCGAAAAAGAAAGAACACCAUAAGCAGAUUGCGAAAAAGUUGCAAGAGGUGGCGGCAAAGGAGUCAACGCAAAAGACCCUGGAAGCUAGACAGCGCAUCGGUGCACAGCAAAAGACGGGCGUCACAUUGCCGAGACUUGAGCUGAGACAUGACAUUUGGGACUAUUAUAAGAAGAGUUCACGAUUAUGGUACGUUCGUCUAACUGAUACGACGGUUGGGGAAAAUACCCUCAAAGUAUUCCAUUGCGAAGUGCAUACUAGAGGGCGGAAUGAUAUGCCGUUAUUAUCGGCGGGCAUGAUUGGGGUUCUCGAUUACCCCACGCUUGAUGGCCAGCGAAACCGUUGUUUCGGUCACAUAAUCAGAAAUAUCAAAGCAUGUUUCAGCGGUUCCAAUAACAACUCGGCUGGAACGUCUUUCCAGCGCUACACGUGCCAAAUGAAUAUGUUGUCUGAUCAGCUGGUAAUGGAAAAGCAUAAAGACGACAGCAUCACCUUCCGACCGAUCACAUCGAUCAGUUCACACAUACGGCAGGCCAUUGGACUGUGCAUGAUGGAGCAUUCUCGCAUACUUCCCAUUAUUCUCGAUCCGGAACAAAACCGAGAGCAGGUGGUUGUGCCUGAAAAUGCGUUUAAGAAGCACAGCAAAGUUAGGAUGGAAACCGUGGCAAGGAUCACUCCGAAUGCCCUGAACGAAGGGCAGAUGAAUGUUAUGCUGUCAGUGCUCGAGGAGUGCUGCCUGGUGGAGUCACCUAGCGUUUCACUGAUCCAAGGACCUCCGGGCACGGGCAAAUCACGAGUCAUUAGCCAGCUUGCGCUAGAACUAUGGCGUUUUCGGCGUCCUGCGAUGAAGGUGAUGAUCUGUGCCCAGUCGAAUACGGCGGUUGAUGUGAUUGCUGCCAAGCUGAUCGACCUACGAAAUGAUUUGGCCGAGGGACACCGUUUCAAUUUGGUCCGGAUCGGCGCGGGGGACAAGAUCGAUGCGUCAUGCCGUUCAAUUGUUCUCGAACAAAUUGUGUACCAGAAAAUGCAAGACAAACGUUUGCUGCCGAAUGAUGGACAUAUUAAACUGGAAGAAGUAAUCAAACGCUUGAGCAGUUUGAAGAUGGAUGCGCGGCGAGAUUGUGAGUCCACCAAGCGUGAUAUUAUGGAGGCCGCCGACAUUGUCUGUACGACGCUUGGUAGCUGCCAUGUGAUUGCAGCGUAUUGUGAUACGAUCUUUGACGUGUGUAUAAUAGACGAAGCGAGCCAGUGCACGGAACCGUCUUCGUUCGUACCGUUGCAGUACGAUAUGACGAAGCUGGUCCUGGUGGGUGACGUCAAGCAGCUACCGGCCACCGUGGUAUCAAACAAAUCGAAACAGGCCGGGUUUUGUGACUCUCUCUUCAGUCGCAUGUACAAAUGGUUUCACAGAGCGAACUUCUCCGCCGGUAUCAAAAUGCUCAACGUACAGUAUCGUAUGCACCCGGAGAUUUGUAGCUGGCCGAAUAACCACUUCUACGACGGCCGAUUGAUUUGCCACCCGACAACAGCAGCCGGUGGUAAGCUGCCGUUGCUUCCGUAUCUCGUGCUGAGUUUGGGCUAUGAUCAGGAGUUGACCCAGAUUCAGCACCAAGUGUACAACCGUGAUGAGUUGGUAUUUGUCGUGAAGCUGUUGAAGCAGGUGCUAACAUACUGCAGGAAAGAUACGUCCGUUGCCAUCAUAACACCGUACCAGAGGCACAAAUCCGAACUGGUGUUUGAAUUGAAGCGUAAUCAGUUACAGCAGAUCGCAGUUCAUUCGAUCGAUUCGGUACAGGGCAAGGAGUUCGACAUUGUCUUCGUUUCGUUGGCCCGUUCCAUUGGCACUGGAUUCCUCAACUCUGGGGAGCGGAUCAACGUCGCUCUGACCCGUGCUCGGCAUAGUCUCAUACUUUGUGGCAACUUUGGCAGUUUGAUGAGAACACCGGUAUGGUCGGCGCUGCUUAAAGAUGCACAGGAGCGCAAAGUGCUGCACGAAUUGGAGGGCGUCUGUGCUGAUACUGAUGUGAACAGUAUUGUGAAGAAGCUACGAAUUCGUCCGAAUCUUUGAAAGGAUUCGAGCGAGUGAUCCAAAGUU